AUGGCCGAGACUACUGCCAAGCCGCUGCCCCUCCCGUUCAUUUACACCUUCACGGCGGGUGCCGUUGCUGGCGUCACCGAGUUGAUGCUCCUGUAUCCUCUCGAUGUCGUCAAGACGCGCCAGCAGCUCGACACGAGCAAGAACCCGGCCGGCAUGGUGACCGUGUUCAAGAACAUCAUCAAGCAGGAGGGGCCCGCGACCCUGUACCGCGGUAUCAUGGCUCCCAUGAUGAUGGAGGCGCCUAAGCGUGCGCUCAAGUUUGGUGCCAACGGCUGGUGGGGUUCGCUGUUCACCGACAACGGCAAGAAGAAGAUGACCCAGAGCCUCGCGACUAUUACUGGUUGCUGUGCGGGUGCGACCGAGUCGUUUGUCGUCACGCCGUUUGAGCUUGUCAAGAUUCGUAUGCAGGACAAGGCGUCGGCACACCUCUACAAGGGCCCCAUGGAUGUCGUCAAGCAGGUCGUCCAGCAGAAGGGUCUCAUCGGUCUCUACCAGGGCAUGGAGCCGACCUUCUGGCGCCACUGGUGGUGGAACGGCGGUUACUUUGGCUCGAUCUACACGAUCAAGGAGAUUCUUCCCAAGGCCAAGGGCAAGAACGGUGAGAUGAUCAACAACCUCGCGGCGGGUACGUGCGGUGGCUUUAUCGGCACUGUCAUCAACACGCCGUUUGACGUUGUCAAGUCUCGUCUCCAGCUUCACGCGACCGGCGAAUGGACCUACCCCGCGCUCUUCCGCAUCGCGCGCGAGGAGGGUGUCGCCGCGCUGUACAAGGGCUUUGCGCCCAAGGUGCUCCGUCUCGCCCCAGGCGGCGGUGUGCUCCUCCUCGUCGUCGAGGCGCUCUCCGGCGUGUUCCGGAAGCAGCUCGGCCCUCCUUACAUCUAG
This is a messenger RNA of Cutaneotrichosporon cavernicola, 882 nucleotides long. RefSeq lists its product as uncharacterized. The transcript is spliced from 7 exons. The coding region runs from base 1 to 882 and encodes 293 amino acids. The record is from RefSeq and is a predicted model, not a curated record. Lineage: Eukaryota; Fungi; Basidiomycota; Tremellomycetes; Trichosporonales; Trichosporonaceae.